ACCACAGUCCACAGCAAGCGCGUGUGCAUCGUCAGAUGCUCCCCGCACCACUGCUGCGUGCUCUACAAAACAAAAGCCCACAUCGCGCUUUUCCGCCUUCGCCUGCGCAGAGGAAUUCGACCCGUUUUGGGUUAUCGCAGUCUCCGGCAUUUCUGGUGCGGAAGGGAGGAGAUGGGUAGCUCGGAUUACUGGAGCAAAGGGUCUCGCGUGGAGGUCACCAGCAAGGAGCAGGGCUUCAAGGGCGCCUGGUUCGACGCCGUGGUCGUGGAGCCCCCCGUGUACCACAAGUCCAAGUUCAAGAAGAAGCGGCUCACCCUGAUCGAGUACACCAACCUCCUCUCCGAGGACGGCCACACCCCGCUGCGGGAGUACAGCGACGCCAUCUUCAUCCGGCCCUUGCCUCCGGGAGAGGAGGGGGAGGAGGAGGAGGGGGAAGUGGCCAUGGAGGAGAAUCUGGUGGUGGACACCUACGACCGGGACGGGUGGUGGACGGGAGUGAUCGCGAGGAUCACGGGGGAAGGCAGGUACUUGGUGGCUUUCGAGGACCCGCCGCAUGUCCUCGAGUUCGCCCGCCACCAAUUGAGGCUGCACUGGGAGUUCCUCGAGGGCAAAUGGUGUCUUCCCCCUAAAUGUCUGGAAUUUUCUGACCAUCUCAAUGAGCUGAUUGCCCUUGCCAAACGCCGUAACACCAUUUCUGGGGAGGAUGCUGAAGUUCGCGUCGCCACACCUAUGCCAUGCUCAAUGAAGCAAUCAACUCCGAAUGAGAUGUUCACUUCUUCUACCGUCGGGUCCAGUGAGAAGGAGACAGAGCAGCAACACUCCGGCUAUGAUUCCACGUCUUUUCUCCCUCCCAAGAAGCCUAAAACACUCAAUGAACCCUCUAAUAAAAAAAAGAAUACUUCUCAAAGCAAGGAUAUGGGAAAUAGUCAGCUGGGAAAGAGACGAAGACUUGUGAAGUUACAUGCCAGGACUGAAAAUGCUUCAGCGACAGGCAAGAAGAAGAGAGCAGAUGACGCGUCUUCUGCAGACAAUGGACUGGGCUUCCCAAUUACUCCAGUGGAACAUUUGAGUGGUAAGGCCUCUGUGGCUGUAGCUUCUGAAAAGCAUAGUGUGGCUGUGGCGAAAGUAGUAGAAGAUGUCACUGGAAGGCAUAUAACCAACUCAGGGGUCAAAGGAUUGUUGCUCGAAGAAUUGCACUCUCAAAUAUUGGAUAGAUCUGAACAUUCUCGUCUUGGUGGGGGGAACCAAGUGAAUGAGGCAAUAGAGGUUAUUCAGCUUGAGGAGGAUGCGGACCUUGAGGGUGAAGCCGAGGGUGACACUAGGCCAAACAAAAGGCCUGCGUUGCCUUUUGUGAAAACCUCACCAAUAUGGAAAGCGGUGGAAUCUUUGGAAGUAUUCCAAAAGUUCCCUCAAGCACCUCAUUUUCUACCUUUAAGUGAUACCAAGGCAGGAUCUCGUGAAGGACUGGCCAUUGCCAAGAUGGUGACUUUUGCCAAUACAGUACAGAUGGCUUCCAAAUUGAAGAUCACUGAUUCCAAAAGUAGAUUUGCUACCUGUUUGGAAGACCUUGUAGAAUUGGAGGUGCAUGGUUUUGAUGCCCAAGUGAUCAAGAGUCAUUUGACGCGGCUGCUUUCGAUAAAAGAUGGACUAGACAAGCUUGACAAAAAGUGGGAUGAAGCUGAAACUCAAAUUGCAGGGCUUAAGAAUGAGAGAGUCAAAAUCGAGGGAAAGGUCGAAAAGAUCAUUAAGGAGAUAAGGCAUUUUCAAGAGGAACUGAUACUAGCCUUAGCAGAGAAGGAGGAGAAAGAUUCUGAAAUCACAAUGUUGAGAACCAGUGUUGACAUCAUGCACGAAGCGGUUCAAAGUGCCCAGCACGAAUUCGAAGAACGUUUAAACAAUUUCUCCUGGUGAGGAUGAGUGGUGGCGUGGGACACCGCCAGUAACCUUAACUAUCAUUUUGCGGAUUUGCGUGGGAAAUAUCGUCCUCUUUUUUUGUUUAGCAAUAGAUCUGUCUAUACUUCUGUUGGACUUGGAAGUGUCCCGCUUUUAUAUUAGAGUUGGUCUUUUGUAUAUUGUUAGGCCAGGAGAUAUAGGUUCAACUCUGGAAGUGUUGUCUUUGUGUGUUGAACACCUGAUGUGUAGUUGGAAUUUCAGUUUAAUGUAGAUGGCAGUUGUUCUCUGACUU
Messenger RNA from Syzygium oleosum, 2185 nucleotides. Its product is annotated as DUF724 domain-containing protein 7-like. NCBI's taxonomy places the organism in Eukaryota, Viridiplantae, Streptophyta, Magnoliopsida, Myrtales, Myrtaceae. The transcript is spliced from 7 exons. The coding region runs from base 172 to 1911 and encodes 579 amino acids. The record is from RefSeq and is a predicted model, not a curated record.